This is a messenger RNA of Orbilia oligospora ATCC 24927, 1167 nucleotides long. RefSeq lists its product as uncharacterized. Gene Ontology annotation, biological process: regulation of cell cycle. Lineage: Eukaryota; Fungi; Ascomycota; Orbiliomycetes; Orbiliales; Orbiliaceae. The record is from RefSeq and is a predicted model, not a curated record. Gene Ontology annotation, cellular component: nucleus. Bases 1 to 1167 code for a protein of 388 amino acids. The transcript has a single exon.
AUGGCACCACCUCAGCAGUCCCUACCUGCACUCCCAGAUGCACUCAUUUCUACUCUAUCUUCCAUCACCCUCGCCAUACAGCUCAUCAACAACCCAUCAUCCGAUGUGUCAACUACCGUUGCUGCCUCUCAGAAUUAUGCUGCCGUCCCACUCUACACCUUCCUCGCCGACUUUGCGAACCUUGUUAAAGCUCAUGCUACCAAACUUGGGUUGAUAUCGAACCCACCAAUAGCUGUCUCAACAUAUCCUGCUAUUGCUCGAAUUCUUGUCGAGCUUGCAGAGAAUAUCCCAGCUGCAUCUUCAGCUCCACAGAUUGCAAGCAAAGAACGAUAUGGGUCGAUUACACAUGCUGCCGUAGUAAGCGGUAUGGUAGAUCUGCUAAGGGGGAUUGAAGAGAUGCUACAGGCUAUUCAGAGCAAUAUCUCCGAAGGGGCUGCCACGACGUCUGGAGACUCAACAAAAUCUCCAUAUACCUCUACCGGGCAGAUAUGGUUUUCGGCAGACAAUCUUCUUGCCAUAUCACAAAAGCACCUUAUAGGGCUAGUCGAAUUAAAGCUGCAGUCUCACGCUGAUAUGUUGAAUGACUGCAUAGCAGAGUUCAAGGAAUGGGUUACGGAUGCAACUGAGGAACUCAACGGCGAGGACUCUGGGUUUGAUGAGGCUGAAAGUCAGAGUAGCAGUAUACACGCAGAUCUUGGAUUGAAUGACGACGACGAUUUCUUCGGGAUAGAAGGGAGGGAGAAGCCGAAGGUUACCAAGGAGGUGCUGACUAUGGCCGAGGCAACACAGAAGAAGCUCAAGUUGACGAGUAUAUUGUAUACGGCUGUGAUGAAGAGACGGGUCAAAGAUCCAGUGACAAGACUAGGUGGAGUCUUCAGCACGAAAGCCAAGGGAACCGAAGAUGGGAAGGAAUAUUCGGUAGAGAAGGAAAAGGAUAUCGACAGACUCGAAAGAAUCGUGGAGACUAGCAAGAACCUUGUAGAAAAAGCCGACGAUUUAGCUGCAGGGUUCUAUGACGGGGAUAAUGCCGAUGACAUAGCGGAAUUGCGCAGUGAAUUCGUAGAAGCUGCAGCUGACUUGGCGAAAGCUUGUCAAUUGGGGGGCGACGGAACUGAAGAUACACCAAGUGCAUGGUUCGGGAAGUUUCUGGAGAAUGUGAAAACAUAG